This is a messenger RNA of Anoplophora glabripennis (Asian longhorned beetle), 654 nucleotides long. It is a transcript of the gene mRpS33, whose product is annotated as 28S ribosomal protein S33, mitochondrial. The transcript has a single exon. The record is from RefSeq and is a predicted model, not a curated record. Lineage: Eukaryota; Metazoa; Arthropoda; Insecta; Coleoptera; Cerambycidae. Bases 99 to 458 code for a protein of 119 amino acids. Gene Ontology annotation, cellular component: mitochondrion.
GCCGUGGCCAAAAUCUAACCUCAACCUCACUUUCACUGGAAUUGAAGGUUAUGUGAUAUUCAAAUUUGUGUUUCUGCGACAUUAAUUUCUAAAAAAAAAUGAGUAAAUAUGUCAAAUACAUAGAUUUAGCUAAACAAACUACGGAAUAUGCCCGACGGAUGAACCGGUUAAGCAACAGAAUCUUUGGCGAGGUGGCUCGUCCUACAUCAUCUAAAUCUAUGAAAGUUGUGAAACUGUUCAGCGAGCAACCGUUGAAUUUAAGGAAAGAAGUUCAUUCGUAUUACCCGAGGCACGUAGAAACUGGAAAGUUAAUGAUGAAACUCAGGUAUUACGGCUUGUACAGAGACGAACACGCAGACUUCCAAGAGGAAAUGAAAAGGAUGAGGGAGUUGAGAGGAAAAGUGAAGCCUGUGUGGAAGACUAAAGCGCAGAGGGAACAGGAAAAACAAAACAGCUAACAGACCAACUAUUUUUGUAGUUUUAUUUAAUACAUAGCGUACAAAUUGUAGUUUACUUUCAUAUUUCUAGUCACACUCAAAUUGUCUAUCCUAAAGAUUACGGAACAAAUAGCAAUAUUAACAUUUCCCACAUCCUUUAAAAUUGACUGAUUUAAACUACUAAAUUUUGGCGAUUAAUAAACAAUAUAAAAUUUAA